AUGCGCAUCCACGAGAGCGGAAUCGACCACAAUUCCGACACACCAACCGCGCCCAUUAUGCUUAGCACCACCCUCGCACCGUCCAUCUGCGCCACCACCAACGCCUCCUCUGUAGCUGAUUCUGACACCGCCAACUUCACGUGCCCACACUGUCUACGCACACUCACCUCACGCAUCGGCCUGGUCGGUCACUUGCGAAUCCAUCGCACAGAGACCGGAGAACCAGUGCCUGGAGCACCAACCAAGCUCGUCUCAACUGUCCACACUGUCCUCGCACUUUCAGGCACCGCAUGGGCCUAUUCGGCCACAUGCGCAUCCACGACGACCUGCGGUAGACAACCGCCGGUCACACCACACAUUCCCUCACUCUCUGCCUCCUAA
Messenger RNA from Spirometra erinaceieuropaei, 381 nucleotides. NCBI's taxonomy places the organism in Eukaryota, Metazoa, Platyhelminthes, Cestoda, Diphyllobothriidea, Diphyllobothriidae. The record is from the annotation of a GenBank genome assembly.